Fusarium vanettenii 77-13-4 is the source of this 918-nucleotide messenger RNA. RefSeq lists its product as uncharacterized. Bases 1 to 918 code for a protein of 305 amino acids. The transcript is spliced from 3 exons. The record is from RefSeq and is a predicted model, not a curated record. Lineage: Eukaryota; Fungi; Ascomycota; Sordariomycetes; Hypocreales; Nectriaceae.
AUGGCCGAACCGCUGGCUGUGGUUGGAGUAGUGGCCAGCCUGGUGCAGCUCACCGACGCCUCGAUCCGAACCUGUCUUUGUCUAUAUGGCUUCUUUUUGGGCCUGCGUAAUUCGCAACCCGAGUUCCAUCGCCACGCAACUGUAAUUCGGGAUGUCCACGAUGCAAUUCAAUCGAUCCGCGGAACAGUUGUCAGCCAGAACUUGAGCGAAGCCGAAAAGAAAGGUCUUGUCAGUCAUCUCAAUAGCAUGGACCAAGAACUGUCGACUCUUGAGAAAGAAACAGCGGCCAAAGAUCCAGCCAAGUUAAAGGCGAGGAUUAUCCUGGCUUUGAAGUCAGCCGAGACAGAGCGAGCACUACAGAGGCUUGAGAACCACAAAACAACCCUUCUACUCUAUCUGCAGGCAUUAAGCUUUAAUCGCGCUGAGAAGAUUCUUUGUUCCCAGAAUUCAGCAGAGGCUCGCCUGCAAUCUCUCAUAGAGCAGCAGGAUAGACACGAAAGCGCCAUACGAAGUGAUAUUGAAAAUGGCAUAGAAGAUCUCAGUGAGAAAAUGGGAAUCCUGGACUCUGCCGUUGGUAUCUCCCAAGAAUGCUUAAGGGAGGGCUUCUUCACCAUAUCUCGUGAGAUACAGGUUUCUGGGGAACAUCUGAGAAGCAUAUUUCGCCAAGAACUGCAGCGUCAACUUCAGCCGCUUGUUGAAGAGGCCAUGACAAGAUCUGAAAUGCGGAGGGCAGCUACUCCUAGGCAGCUCUGCCUAGAUGUGGGCGCGGCGACAACUUCAGUUACGACGGUCAGAGUGAUUCGGGGAAGAGAUGUACCGGGAUUGCUGCUCUCUAGGAUUGACAGGACUGACAUAGUUCAUUUUUUUGGUUGGGUAGCCGUAGGGUACGUUGGCACCAUGGCGGCGGCGAUGAAGUAA